AUGCCUCAGUGGUUGUUUAAGUUUCAUGCGUUUACGGCGACUCAAAGUGUGACGAUUAUGCCUAUGUGGCUGGCUGAGGAGGAUGAAUGUGAUAGAACAAGAUCUACCUGUGUCACAUAUUCAAUUCUCAUAAAUCAUGUCUUAGACUGCGGUUCAGUAAGCUUUGUGGAUUUCGCACUUCGGCCAAUGACCUUCUUGAUAUUUGUGAUAUGUGCACUACUGUAUCCAGCCUGCAUAUCUGGUCAGAAGAGAGCCAAUUACGGUACUUGGAAUUAUGCAACGCUAUCGAUAUUGCUUUCUGCGCGUUUUGGCCCGGUGACACGGCUAGCCUUAAAGGUCAUAAAUAUGGCGUUAAAAGAGACAGCUGAAAUAUCUACUCCAUGCAAAGCUAUUACCAUGCGGCGUUUGGUGAUUAUUGUUGCGGCUGAUGUGCAGAAAAGAGGUCUGGCCGCGGAAUGGCCCGGAUGUGAUUGGCAAUGUCUCACUCCCGGCGGCUAG
Messenger RNA from Fusarium proliferatum ET1, 498 nucleotides. RefSeq lists its product as uncharacterized. Lineage: Eukaryota; Fungi; Ascomycota; Sordariomycetes; Hypocreales; Nectriaceae. Bases 1 to 498 code for a protein of 165 amino acids. The transcript is spliced from 2 exons. The record is from RefSeq and is a predicted model, not a curated record.